AUGGACACACACCAAUUAAUUAGCAACAUGAUGCUGAGAAAUUUCUACUCGGUAAUGGUCAUAACCACCACUUGUGUCUCAGUAGUAGUGUUCCCAGUUAUUAGCAAUGCAGCAGGCGCUCCAAAUCUUGGUGUUUGGAGACUCCAUUGUGGAUCCCGGCAACAACAACCAUGUGGCCACCAUUGUCAAGUGCGACUUCCCGCCUUAUGGGAGGGAUUUCGUCGGUGCGAAACCCACUGGAAGGUUUUGCAAUGGGAAAGUCCCUUCUGACUUUGCAGCCAACAUUCUAGGGUUAAAGGAACUAGUGCCUGCCUAUCUUGAUCCGACUCUGACGCUUCAAGACCUCGCCACCGGGGUAAGUUUCGCUUCAGGUGGUUCGGGCUAUGAUCCUCUAACGGCCAGGAUAGUGGUAAGCUUGAAUUGCUACUGAAUUUAGCUGAUCUCUCUGUUUUAGCGAACUAACCACUUGGUCCCAAUAACUCGAGUUGUUGGGAAAAUGAUAGUUAAACCUUUUAACUUCUUAUACGCCCCCUCAAACGAAAGCCGAUGCCGAAUUGUGGAUUUUUACGGUUUGCACAGGUUGAACCCUUGUGCUGCCAAACCACGAGGCUUUAGUUUGCACAGGUUGGACAUACCAUUCCUUGUGCUAAACGAAUUGGCAUGAAAUGAGGAUCGUUAUGAGGAUUCGAAACCAUGACCUUUCGGUUCUAGACUCUGAUACCAUGUUAGCGAACUAAGUAACGUCUUAAUUACCUGCCUUGUUUUUUGUUGGAGGGAAGUCUGUUCUGUCGCUAUCAGAUCAGGUGGAGCUGUUCAAGGAGUACCUAAACAAGAUAAGGCAAGGAAUGGGGGAGGAAGCAGCAGCCACCAUAAUUUCUCAAAGUGCCUACUUGAUAUGCGUAGGAAGUGAUGACAUUGCCAACACCUACUUCUCCACGCCUACUAGAAGGCUGCAUUACGACAUCAACGCCUACACCGAUUUGAUGGCACGCUAUGCGUCAACUUUUUAUGAGGAACUUUAUCGAAUUGGAGCAAGAAGAAUUGGGGUACUGAGCUUACCACCAAUAGGGUGUCUACCAUCACAAAGAACAAGCGGUGGAGGGCCUAACAGAAGCUGCUCAAACUCUUCUAAUCAAGCAGCCCAGCUCUUCAACUCCAAGCUCUCUGCAGUCCUUGAUUCCCUAAGCAAAACGCAUCCCGACGCGUUGUUCGUGUACUUGGAUGUCUACAAUCGUCUUACUUCCAUCAUCCACAACCCUAUUCGAUAUGGAUUUGAAGUGGUAGUAAAAGGAUGUUGUGGGACUGGGACUAUAGAAGCCAGCAUUUUGUGUACUUCAGUCAGCGACUCACACACAUGUAAAGAUGCUUCUAAGUAUCUCUUUUGGGACAGCUACCAUCCUUCCGAGAAAGGUUAUGGCAUCCUCAGCGACAUGGUCAUCAACGAAUUCGCUGCCAGAUUCAUGUGACAGUUCUCUUUUCCCUUCUAUAUAUGACCAAUCACCAAAUUUUAGGGUCAAAUAAAUGUUAAGAAUUGUGACCACGAAUUUGCCAUUCCUCCUCCCAAGUAUUUUGGAGGAUAAGUACACGUCAUUUUAACAGGAUUAUGUACUAUUAAAAUUGAAGCAAAGAAAUGUAGAAUUCCCAGCUACAAGUAGCUUUUGUCUGUCCUGUGGGAUCCAGUCCAGGCACCAUAUACUAACUCGUAUUAUAUAGGGUUAGUACUUAAUACGGCGAAUUUUAAUCUUGACUAUUAAAAAUAUAUAAUGAUUUAUCGCAAGACGCCCU
Linum tenue is the source of this 1785-nucleotide messenger RNA. Lineage: Eukaryota; Viridiplantae; Streptophyta; Magnoliopsida; Malpighiales; Linaceae. The record is from the annotation of a GenBank genome assembly.